Molecule: messenger RNA, 1671 nt
Organism: Lathyrus oleraceus (garden pea)
Lineage: Eukaryota; Viridiplantae; Streptophyta; Magnoliopsida; Fabales; Fabaceae
Product: lysine-specific demethylase JMJ13
Exons: 9
Coding region: 1-1671 (556 amino acids)
Biological process (GO): regulation of gene expression; chromatin remodeling
Cellular component (GO): nucleus; chromatin
Molecular function (GO): histone demethylase activity
Source: RefSeq, a predicted model, not a curated record
AUGGUUGAAAAAAGUUCGAUUACUCGAAAAUUGAGUAAACGCGAUUUCGAUGAGAUAAAAUGGACAAACAUGAUUCCGGAAUGUCCGAUAUAUCAUCCAUCAGAACAAGAAUUUCAGAAUCCUUUAGUUUAUCUUCAGAAAAUCGCGCCCGAGGCUUCUAAAUAUGGUAUAUGCAAAAUUGUUUCACCAGUUACUGCUUCUAAUUCUGCUGAUUUUGUCAUAACGAAAGAGAAAAAGGACUUUAAGUUUGAAACAAUUGUACAGCCUCUUCGUCUUUCGAAAUGGAAUGAGAAGGAUAUGAUAACGUUUUCUAAGAGAGGAAGAAAAUAUACGUAUCGUGAAUUCGAGGCGCUGGCAAACAAGGCCUUUUCCAGUAGAUUUGGCAGUUUCAAAGAUAUUUCUUCUUCGAGUGUCGAAAAAGCGUUUUGGCACGAAAUGAUGCAUGGAGAGAAAAGAACUGUUGAGUAUGGAGUUAACAUUGAGGGUAGUGUCUUUUCAUGUGAUCCUGAUGAUAGGCUUGGAACAAGCAAAUUCAAUUUGAAGAAACUGGCGCGGCUACCGCAGUCUCCGUUGCGUUUAGUUGACAAAGGAAUUCCAGGAGUAACUGAUCCAAUGCUUUACAUUGGGAUGCUGUUCAGUAUGUUUGCAUGGCAUGUAGAAGAUCACUAUUUGUACAGUAUAAAUUAUCAUCACUCUGGUGGAAACAAAACUUGGUAUGGUGUUCCUAGUUAUGCAGCCUCUGAAUUUGAAAAGACUGUCUUGAAUCAUGUGUAUUGCAACAAAGUGUUGACAGAACAUGGAGAGAAUGGUGCAUUCCAAUUUAUAUCGCAUAAAACUACGAUGUUUCCUCCGAAUGUCUUGUUGAAAAACGAUGUUCCGGUUUAUAAGGCUCUGCAGAAGCCGGGAGAGUUUGUCGUCACCUUUCCUAAAUCAUAUCAUGCUGGAUUUAGUCAUGGCUUUAAUUGUGGAGAAGCUGUAAACUUUGCUAUUGGUGAUUGGUUUCCACUUGGUGCUGCGGCUAGCAAACGUUACGCACAUCUCAAGAUGCUACCGAUAAUUCCAUACGAAGAACUUCUUUGUAAAGAGGCAGUGCUUAUCUACAAGUCCUCAAAAGUCAGAAGUUCCAAGAAAAAACUUGAAGUGACACCGUCUUAUCGUGCUAUUGUACCGUCUUUCUUGCAUCUUAUGCAAUUUUACAAGACUUCGUUAUCGCGGUUGAACAGUUCAAGAAACGUGUCGAGCUCUUCUGAUACAUUAUUAACCUCUCUGACAUGCAGCAUCUGCCAUAGGGAUUGUUAUGUAGCUUACUUGUUGUGCAAGAAAUGCUAUUCUUACCCAAUUUGCCUUUUCCAUGAUGUUGUGCCACAAACUUGCUUAUGUGGGAGAAAAUAUUCUGUUUUUAAGAGGAAUCACAUGUUGGAAUUGGAACAUGCUGCCAAAAGUUUUCAGCAGAAUAAUAACUGGCAUGAAGAAAAAACUGCUAGAAGAGGUGUUAACUCUCUAGGGGCAGUAUCAAAACGGAAAAGACAAGUUGCGGAUAACAUUAAGCACAAUGGUGAAAGGAAGACAAAGAUUCGACGUAGAAACAAUGUGCCUCCAUCGGCGAUGAGUACUAAAAGACCACGAAUCGUUUAUAACUCAAAAAAAAACAUGAUUCUUAAAGUUCCUUAA